Molecule: messenger RNA, 855 nt
Organism: Desarmillaria tabescens
Lineage: Eukaryota; Fungi; Basidiomycota; Agaricomycetes; Agaricales; Physalacriaceae
Exons: 3
Coding region: 143-766 (207 amino acids)
Biological process (GO): regulation of DNA-templated transcription
Molecular function (GO): DNA-binding transcription factor activity
Source: RefSeq, a predicted model, not a curated record
UCCAGCUGAUGAUGUCCCUUUAGUAAGGGUAGUAUACAGCUCGGUUAGUUCGGAUUCCUUCCGAGUGUCUCCCUUGGGACACCUGCUACGGAGGAGGCUCCGAGACCCUGCCUAUGGAAGCUACUACGGUUUUGAAAAACAAAUGAAUCUGAUCAUCAAUUGUGAAUUCGCAACUGUGGGAACUGCAGGGUCUUUAUAUCUAGCUCUCUGGCCGCCUUCGUUUUGUCAAAUCCCUGCCGCACAUUUCCCCUCGCCUACUACUAUGACUCGUGGUCGCAAGAAAGAUCUUACUAUUCCUCCCACUCGCGCGUUGACUCAGCAGCGGGACUACCGAGCCCGCCGCGCUCAAUAUGUUAAUGACCUCGAAGAAAAGUGUCGGGCGCUCGAGAUAGAGAACUCUGACCUCCGACAAGAAGUGCGCUCUUUGCGCGUUAAAUUACCUUCUGCGACUGUGCAUAACCCUCAAAUGGUACAAGCCUCCGCGCAAUUGAUGCAGGACCUGUCCACUGUGUCAGAGACACUAGCACGAUUUCAGCAUGUCGUAUUUUCCGAGGUUAAUACCUUCCCGCCGCCCAUGCCGAUACCACGUACGGAGAGUGGGAACUUGUCCAAUAGUAUGCCGUCGCCUGUUUCUCUUGCUGCCUCUCCCAGCACACCCCACGCCACUGUCGACAAGAACGGCGCAUUUUCCCGGUCAUACCAAAACAUACCGAGGUUUCCUCGCGAUAUUCUGUGCGAUCGAGACCGUGAUAACACGAGACUCUAGUGGCCGUUUGUAUGACAAUGAGUCUGACAGUUCUCAUUCAGAUGAAGACCAUCUGACACACAGGGACAACUCGUCUCGGCCGUAUUCAU